GCUUGCCAGACCAGCAGCUAUUGCAGGCUGCGUGGUUCUGGACUUCUGGUAAAAAUGUUUAUCUUUAUCAAGAUAUUAUCAUGUUUGACAUAGAUAAGAGGUACGGAGAUAAGAAUUCGAGAAAGUAGGAAACUUUUAAGAAAUUCAUAUUUCAGAAUCACGACGGGAUAUACAAGACGUUCAGGUCAAAGAUCAGUCGAUCAGUAUUCACUAUUCAGUGUAUUCGACAUUAAAAUGUAAUGAAUUCGUUAUUAUGCGUUUUGACUAAUAUUAUUGAAGUGAUUAGUGAGUAACUGUUCAAAUAUAUAUUACAGUUGAAAGUCGGUUUGCAACUUUGUCGAGUUGUAUUUUUCAAUCAUACAAACAAUUGUACUCUAAUAGCUGUUUCAUUCCAUUAUGGCAGUGGCUAGUAAAAUAUUAAAAUCAAUAGAUACAUCUUGUCAUGAAUUCAUGCACCCGUGGGUGUCUUCAUGUUGCGAUGCAAGUGCUGGUGUACUCAUUCAUUCAAUCCAAGCAUCGUUUCGAAUUUACGUUACCACUUAUAUGUUGACAUUACUGAUGAAAGGUCGAAAGCCGACCAAGAAGGAACUUAAACGAACCCUGUUAAGUAUUUUACAGUCAACUGCUUUCCUGUCGUGCCAUGCAUUUGGUUUUUCAUCUGCUGUGUGCUUACUAAGAAGAUUAUUUGGGAAAUAUAAUGUGCUGACUGUAGCAUUUCUUCCAUGUUUUCUAUCCAGUCUAGUUGCUAUAUUAAUUGAAAGGCCAUCCAGACGAGGAUUACUAAGUCUCUAUGUAACAAAUGUUGCCUCAGAAACAUUCUAUAAUAUGAUGGUUAAUAGAGGCAUUAUAAAACCGAUUCCUUAUGGAGAUUUGUUUAUUUUUGGGUCAUCGAUUACACUACUGCUUUAUAUUUUUAGAGGACAGCAUAAUAAAACAGAUUCAAUAUAUUCCCUUUUAAGGUUUGUUGUUGGUCCUUCUGAAGAAAAUGGUUAUACUAAACCAUUGUUAUCUCCUCAAUCUCCUCAGUUGGGGAAAUCAAAUCAAGAUACUAUUCGACAAGCAAUUACCGAUAUACGUCAAGCUUACUGUACUAUAGACAGUGAAUUAAAAACAAUAUGGACCAGUGAUGUAUGUCCACAUGCUUAUGGUUGUUUACAUUACAUUCUUAGUUCAGGAACAAGAUUAUUUUUAGUUGGCUAUACUCUACAAUUAAGUUUGAAGUCCUUGUUACAAGCCAAUAGAAUUUUACGGAAACCGAGUUAUAUAUUAAAACUAAUGAUAUCCCCAGAUACAUUUAGUUUAGGAGCAUUUCUUGGAGGAUUUUCUUCCAUUUAUAGAAUUGUAUCAUGUGUAAUGAGAAGAUUACUAGGUAAAGAUUCAAAAUAUAUUUGUAUUCCUGCUGGAUCAUUGGCAAGUCUUACAUUUUGUUUGUAUCGUAAUAACACUAUUGCUUUAUAUGUUAUGUUGAAAACAUUACAGAUAAUGUAUAUUAAAGGUUCUAGCGACGGGCUGUUUCCUGAUUUACCACAAGCAAAUAUAUUCUUUCAUUGUUUUUCUACUGCUAUUUUAUUUCAUGCUGCUAUACUUGAACCACAUAACCUUAGACCAUCAUAUUGGAAAUUCCUACAGUCUGUAUCUGGAGGAUCUAUUGGAUUAAUUGAUCGACAUUGUUUAGAUACGUUUGGUCUCAAAUCAAGCGAAUCUCUUGAAAGAGUAUUAAAAAAAUAUAAGCCAGUUCCAUUACAAGUUUUUAAAUUUUAAACAUUUGUUAUUUAAUUGAGGACGUAAUAUGUACGGUUAAUGGUGUACAUAAUAUAGUAUGGUAGAUUUUUAAAGUGUU
Molecule: messenger RNA, 1840 nt
Organism: Diuraphis noxia (Russian wheat aphid)
Lineage: Eukaryota; Metazoa; Arthropoda; Insecta; Hemiptera; Aphididae
Product: transmembrane protein 135-like
Source: RefSeq, a predicted model, not a curated record